AUGCACUAUGUCGAUCGCUUCAUGGCGCGCCUCCAGCUUCGCAACCAGUAUGGCUACCCCGUGGAUGAGCGCGGCGCGCGCCGCCGCUUUGAGGUGCUGAUGGAGCGCCGCCACGACCUGUCCACACUGGGGACGUGCCGCAUUGUGCAGCAUUACGCCGACUACCGGGUGGCGAGCGGAUGGGAAAGCCCAAGCGACCUGGUCGAUUACAGGACCUCGGGCGACAUCACACGCAUGCCCGUCUCUCUGCAGCACUUUGCGGCGGUCCAACUCCAGCGGAAGUGGGGCUUUGUAAAGGAGCGGGCGCAGUGCCGGCAGGUCUACCGAGCCUUGCUGUUGGUACAUCACCCGGAUCGCGGUGGGUCUACCGAGCUGGCGGCGCAGCUGAACAAAGACUUCGAGCUGUUUGCCUUCUGCCAGGGGUGGGACAGUGACUGCGCGUCGCUCCUGCGCAGUGCGGAAGGCAGACCCGGGACCGCGGCGCACGCCGAUGGCGCCUCGCGGCGUCGUCGUGGCAACGUCAUCGUGAGCUACCUCCGCUCACUCUUCCGGCCAGCAACGAAUUCGCGCGUUGGCGCCAACGACCUGCAUCAGUUUGGCCUGCUGGCCUUGGAGGCUGGAACUCCGGCUGAGAUGCACCGCCGCGACGUCACUGCCGCGCCUUCCUCAUUGUCCGCCGCCGGCGCGGCAGGUGACGGCGGCGAUGAGGCGGCACCAGAGAAGUCUGGGAGUCUUGGCGACAUUGACAGCGUCAGUGACGAGGACGACUACGAGGACACCGAGGCGGUGGCGGCGGGGCGCCAGCGCAGCGUCACGCGUGUGCUGCGUGCCCUGCAUGAGGUCUACAAGGCUACCGCGGAAGUGAUCACGUUUUCUGGACUGAUCCGGGUCUCUGACGAUCCCAGACGGUGGGCCCAGCUGCGCCAGGAUGUGGGCCUCUUUCAGCGGCUCCAGUACUUCAUCUCACUGCGCGCGCAAGCACUGGCGGCGACCCCUCAGGAGAGCACGGGGCACGCAGCAGCGAAUCACCAUCGCGAGAAGGUGCAGCCGUUGGGCGCAGCAAAGCAGUACACCUUUCGCGACUUCCGCUGGUCAACCGUGCAGGAGGCAGUGGCGAAGCGGGAGGAGGUCCGUGGCGCCAUCGUCGCCGCCGUCUUCACGCGGGAAACCAGUCAACAGCUCACCUCCCUGCUGGAGCUUUGGCGCACCGCCAAGGCAAUGGCGGAGAGCUACUUCCGCGCCUGCCAGCAACGCGAAGCGGACGGGCGCCCAGCCACAAGCCGCAACGAGGACGAGGGUCGUCAGACGCUAGACGCACUCCUGCGCAUUCACACGCAGAUCGAGGCGGCCGGCACGGCAGCGCGGGCACCGUGGCAGGGGCGCAUGGAAGAGUGGGCCACGCGGACGGUGCCGGGUUUUUCAUCCUUCGGAGAGGACGUGAAGGAGGUCGGCCUGACGGCGAGCAACGCCCUUGCGGCCGACUACGCGGCCCACGCCUUCGCGACUGCGCGGCAGCAGUGCAGCGAGUACUUCAAGGCGUGGGGUCGAAAGCAGGAAACACUGCGAAUUCUUCUGGCGGAGCUGAAGCUGGAGUACGCCGCACUGCGGGGUGAUGUGCAGAGGUGCGGCGGCGACGCCCCGCCUUCAACGGCGCCUGGCCUCGCCUGCGGCCCCGAAGCCGCAAAGCGGAUCGACGACUAUCAAACCCAACUGCUCCUGCUUCACAAGCAAAUGGCAGAGGUGGACGUGGGCGUGGCAGAGUGGGCCAACACCUGUGCCGCCCACUUCCCGGAGCUCACGGCGACGCUGCGUCAGCUGCCGUCCACGUGCGUUGAAAGCGUCGUCGGAGUGCGAAAGGAGAGCCACGUUUAUGGGUACAGUCUGAACGAGGAGGCCCCGACACGGCACGACUGGACGCCUCGUUUUGUCGCUUUCGAGCGUGAGCGCACCCUCCUCCACUACACGUGCGUCGAGGUCGAACCAGUGAACCCGCUUGACUCGCUCACAUCUCGCCUCCCCUCGCACGACUCGUCCGACAGCGCUGGGUGGGGGAAACCGGCGAUGGGCGGGCAGGAGGGCGACGUCAUUGGCGCCCUCCUGCGCAGUUUCGAGGCGAACGAGGUCAUCGAGGACACGGUGGUGAGCCCACAGGGGGUUGGGAUGACGCUCCUCCAGGCACUGUACAAUGACCCACUCACUGGGGAGAUCACGCCGUGCUGGCUGAAACGCUACUCCUUUGCUGGUGCACAGAGCAAGGAAGGCGUGAGGAGUGUCCGUGCACUCGCACAGCGCAUUUUGGCUGAGGAGGUGGCUGUCCCAGGCAUGUGCAGCAGCGACCGGGUGGUGUCAGCCCGCGACGUCUUCUACAACCGCGAGCGUCAAGAGAUGUUUGUGCACUACGUGCGUGGCGCCACCCAGCAGCGCUUUCGUUCCGUCAACGACGUGCGACGCCAGGUAGAGCCGCUCGGCCUGCGCUGGCUGCACGACGUUCUGGAGUGCGUGGUGUGCCUGCACGCCUGCCAGCUCGUACACGGACACAUCCGUCUCGGCGCCUUUACCUACGAUGAUUUUGGCAACACAGCCCUCGGUGUCUUCUACCCCACCUGGGUAGGUUUCAACUCCGUCAACCCCGCGACAGCCGAGGAGCCCAGUGUUGUCACCACGCCGGCGCCAAGCCUCGCCGACCGCCAGCACUGCGACGUCAUGGGCGUUGGCAUCAUGUUGCUUACGGAGCUGCUGCCUCUCUUUAACGCGGCGCGUAGCAGCUCCGCCACGCCGGCUCUGCCGCCCACCUCGAGACAGUCCCCACCUCUUCCCGGCGGCGGCAGGACGGAGGGGGACGCCGCCUCGGAUGACAUGGUCCGUGUCAUGGAAGCCGUUGCGGCUCACCUCGUAGGGGAAGAGGAGCCGCGCUGGUCACUGCUGGACGCACGACAGUUUGUGCGCCGCUUCCUGGAGUUCCGCUCCGGCGACUUCGACAUCUUCUCGAACCAGGUGGCGUACCCCGCCUCCUGGGCGAUCCACGGCGCCGCACCACCGGUGCAGCUUGUCGCUGUGGACGCGACGCCGUUCCACUUUCCAGCCAUCCUGACGGCGUCAGCCGCCGCAGUGCGAGUCUACCACAACCGCCAUGUCUCACUAUGGGAAACGUACUGGCAGUGCCGGCGCAAGAUGGCCUCGUUGCGCCGCGGCAGCUACAUGCUGCCGUCCAUGGUGGCGCAUGCCCCUCCAAUUCUCUUGUGCAGCGAUGACUUUGAGGUGCAUGAGCGCUACCUGUGGUGCGCGUGCGCGGAGGAGGAGGUGGCAUGGGAGCACUGCCAAGACGGCUUCCGCUCCUUGCGACGAGGCGCGGCGCAGCUUACACCCAGCAACGAUAUGCUGCCCUUCUUGCUCGGCGCUCCGCCAACACGUUGUGACGGUUGUGCUGACCUGUGGGGCGUCAUCUGCCGCGCGGCACUCGGCACGACUCUUGAAGAGACCGAGGAGGAGUUCGCCGCUGCGGAAAGCGAGGCGGACAUGACCACGGCGCAGUACAAUAAGUUAUCGUAUGCCGCCCAGCGCCGCAGCCAUCUCGUCACGCGGCGCCUGGCGGGUACGGGGCGGCAAGCCCAGCAACCGCCUGCGAUCUGGGUGCCGUGCCCGUGGGCCCGCUGCUAUCCCGAAUACGUUGUACACGUUUCGUGGCCAUGA
Messenger RNA from Leishmania braziliensis MHOM/BR/75/M2904, 3690 nucleotides. RefSeq lists its product as hypothetical. The transcript has a single exon. Gene Ontology annotation, biological process: protein import into mitochondrial matrix. Lineage: Eukaryota; Euglenozoa; Kinetoplastea; Trypanosomatida; Trypanosomatidae. The coding region runs from base 1 to 3690 and encodes 1229 amino acids. Gene Ontology annotation, cellular component: PAM complex, Tim23 associated import motor. The record is from RefSeq and is a predicted model, not a curated record. Gene Ontology annotation, molecular function: ATPase activator activity.